UCUGGCGGAGCAGGAAGUGCAGACAGAGUCCGGAGGCUGGUGCUUCCCGCGCGUCCCCAGGACUUUGCCAUGGGCUGGGGGCCGCGCGGGCUGCGAGCGGCCGACCGAGGGCAGCGGCGACGCCGCCCGCAUCGGGACUGAGCGAGCGGUGACGCGCGGCGCAGAGAUGGCAGCGUCCAGCAACUCCAGUUUGUCCGGCUCUUCCGUGUCCUCCGAUGCUGAGGAAUACCAACCUCCAAUAUGGAAAUCAUACUUGUAUCAGCUGCAACAAGAGGCGCCUCGUCCCAAGAGAAUCAUUUGUCCCCGGGAGGUGGAAAACAGACCAAAAUAUUAUGGAAGAGAGUUUCAUGGGAUCAUCUCCCGGGAGCAGGCUGAUGAGCUUCUGGGAGGAGUGGAGGGUGCCUACAUCCUUCGAGAAAGCCAGCGGCAGCCAGGAUGCUACACGCUAGCACUACGGUUUGGGAACCAGACCUUAAACUACCGGCUCUUUCAUGAUGGAAAGCACUUCGUGGGUGAGAAGAGGUUCGAAUCCAUCCAUGACCUGGUGACCGACGGUUUGAUCACUCUCUAUAUAGAGACCAAGGCUGCUGAGUACAUUGCAAAAAUGACCACAAAUCCCAUCUAUGAACACAUCGGCUAUGCCACUCUCCUCAGAGAAAAAGUGUCCAGAAGGCUGAGCAGGUCUAAAAACGAAUCAAGGAAAACGAGCGUCACCAAUGAGGAGCAUGCGCCGGUGGAGAAGAUCUCCUCACUGGUCCGAAGAGCUGCCCUCACACACAACGACAACCACUUCAACUACGAGAAGACACACAACUUCAAGGUGCACACGUUCCGAGGCCCACACUGGUGUGAAUACUGUGCCAAUUUCAUGUGGGGACUCAUCGCCCAAGGAGUCCGAUGUUCAGAUUGUGGGUUAAAUGUACACAAACAGUGCUCCAAGCAUGUCCCCAAUGACUGCCAGCCUGAUCUCAAGAGGAUCAAGAAAGUGUACUGUUGUGACCUCACCACACUUGUCAAAGCUCACAACACUCAGAGACCCAUGGUGGUAGACAUAUGUAUUCGGGAAAUUGAAGCAAGAGGAUUAAAGUCAGAAGGGCUCUAUAGAGUCUCUGGGUUCACAGAACACAUAGAAGAUGUCAAGAUGGCAUUUGACAGAGAUGGUGAUAAGGCAGAUAUCUCUGCUAACAUCUACCCAGACAUAAACAUCAUUACCGGAGCCCUGAAACUGUACUUCAGAGACUUACCCAUCCCCGUCAUCACAUACGACACCUAUUCCAAAUUUAUAGAGGCAGCGAAAAUCUCCAAUGCGGAUGAGAGGCUGGAAGCUGUCCAUGAGGUCCUGAUGCUGCUGCCACCUGCCCACUAUGAGACCCUGCGCUACCUGAUGAUCCACCUCAAAAAGGUUACCAUGAAUGAGAAGGACAAUUUAAUGAAUGCAGAAAACCUGGGGAUCGUGUUUGGGCCCACCCUGAUGAGACCCCCCGAGGACAGCACCCUCACCACCCUCCAUGACAUGCGGUACCAGAAGCUGAUCGUGCAGAUUUUAAUAGAAAACGAAGACGUUUUGUUCUAACCCGUCAGGGAAAUGGGCUGAUAGGGCUUAUGGAAUAAAAUCGUUUCUUACACUUGAUUUGUUUUCCAAACAAGUGGCAGAAUUUCCUGGACCACAGUGGAUUGCAGAGUUGGGGACUGUGUCUCCCUCCUCCUCCACAUGAGAGCAAGGGUGAGGGGUAGGAAACCCCUUACCUUGGGUCUUUUGCCGUGCCUCCUACGUAUGUCUGUUUUGCUGAAAGAGUGAUUACUAAAUCUUUCUUUAACUUAUUAAAAAAAAAAAAAA
Messenger RNA from Acomys russatus (golden spiny mouse), 1837 nucleotides. It is a transcript of the gene Chn2, whose product is annotated as chimerin 2. The record is from RefSeq and is a predicted model, not a curated record. Gene Ontology annotation, biological process: regulation of small GTPase mediated signal transduction; signal transduction; positive regulation of GTPase activity. The transcript is spliced from 13 exons. Gene Ontology annotation, molecular function: GTPase activator activity. Bases 167 to 1573 code for a protein of 468 amino acids. NCBI's taxonomy places the organism in Eukaryota, Metazoa, Chordata, Mammalia, Rodentia, Muridae.